Molecule: messenger RNA, 8192 nt
Organism: Hypanus sabinus (Atlantic stingray)
Lineage: Eukaryota; Metazoa; Chordata; Chondrichthyes; Myliobatiformes; Dasyatidae
Gene: odf2a
Product: outer dense fiber of sperm tails 2a
Exons: 20
Coding region: 2698-5145 (815 amino acids)
Biological process (GO): regulation of cilium assembly
Cellular component (GO): centrosome
Source: RefSeq, a predicted model, not a curated record
CUCUGGUUAGGCCUUCCUGAAGUGGAUGGAGGUCCAGAUGGAUUUGACAUGCUUGGUAAGCCAUUUGGGAUCAGGAAACCAUCAAAAUGGUGGAGGGUGUCUGAGGUGUCAUGGAUGUAGUGAAAAGGGUCUACAAGUUCUGUAGAGCCGGCUGAAACAGCUUGUCUACUAAGACAUUCCUGCUUGGGGAUGUUGGGAGUGGAUGGGAGCAGGAUGUCUGGUGUCUGAGGCCAUAAAGAGAACACCCUGGAGGGAAUGAUGUCAGUGGGUGUCUUGGAAACAGUAGUCUGAUAUGCAGUGGUGAUGUCAUGGAACAGGUUCAGAUGUCUGAGAGCUUCUGCAAAGCAAAAGUUCGUUUGCUUGUAACUCCGGCUUUGUCAGUGGUUUGAUGACAAUGUUGGAGUGUAGAGCUGCAAGUUCAGAGAGACAUAGAUCGUAGAACAGAGUGAAGAAUAAAUCAGUCACUGCAAUGAUCCAUCCCCUUAUCUCAAUUCCUCCAUCUCCACCGCAUCUGCUCUUAGGAUGAGGCUUUUCAUUCUAGAAGAAGGAGAGGUCCUCCUUUUCCAAAGAAAGGGGCUUCCCUACCUCCACCACAACACUACCCUCAGCAGUAUCUCUUCCAGCUCAUGCAUGUCUGCUCUCACCCCAUCCCCCCACCAUCCUACCAGGGAUAGGGUUCCUCUUGUCCUCACCUACCAUCACACCAGCCUCUGCGUCCAGCAUAUAAUUCUCUGAAACUUAUGCCAUCUCCAAUGCAAUCACACCACCAAGCUCAUCUUUCCCUCUCUUCUCUCCCCCCCCCCCCCACUUUCUGCUUUACACAGGGAUCACUCCUUCAGUGACUCACUUGUCUGUUUGUCCUCCCUGCUGAUCUCUCUCUUGGCACUUACCCUUGCCAGUGGAUUAAGUGCCACACCUGCCCCUACACUUCCUCCCUCACUACCAUUCAGGGCCCUAAACAGCCCUUCCAGGUGAGGCGACGCUUCACCUGUGAGUCUGUUGGGGUCACUUACUGUGCCCGGUGUGGCCUUCUGUAUAUCGGUGAGACCCGACGUAGAUUGGGAGACUGCUUCGCCAAGCAUCUAAACUCUGUCCACCAAGACAAGCAGGGAUCUCACAGUGGCCACCUGUUUUAAUUCUACUUCCCAUUCUCAUUUCAAUAUGUCCAUCCAUGGCCUCCUCCACUGUCGUGAUGAAGCCACACUUGGUUUGGAGGAAGAACAUUGUGUAUUCUGUUUGGGUAGCCUCCAGCCUGAUGGUGUGAACAUUGAUUUCUUGAAUUUCUGGUAAUGCUCUCCACCCCCACCCCACCCUUCGCCAUUUCCCAUCCCCUUUUCCCUCCCUCGCCUUACCUCCUUGCCCACCCAUCGCCUCUCUAGCACUUCUUCAUCCCCACGCCCUUUUUCUUUCUUCCAUGGCCUUCUGUCUCUUUCACCAAUCAACUUCCCAGCUCUAGUUCAUCCCUCCCCCUCCAAGUUUCACCUAUCUUCUGGUGUUUUGCUCUCCCCUCCUCCACCUUUUAAAUCAGCUGCUAGUCCUGCCAAAGGGUUUUGACGUGAAACGUCGACUGUACUUUUUUCUACAGAUGCUGCCUGGCCUGCUGAGUUCCUCCAGCAUUUUAUGUGUGUGUAACAAUGAUCAAUUUCCUUUUGAGUAGAAAAAAGCCAGAAACAGUGUCCAAAUUGAUAGAAAUUCCAGAGAUGGGAGAAAGGGGGCCAUAGUGUGGGUGGCACAGUGGUGCAGUUAAUAGAGCCACACCCUCACAACAAAGAUUCAGAUUCAGUUUAUUGUCAUUUAAAAACCACAAAUGCAAUGCAGUUAAAAAAUGAGACAAUGUUCCUUCAGAAUGAUAUCACAAAAGCACAUGACAAAACAGACUACACCAGAAAAUCUACAUACUGUUUGGCAAUCCCCGAUCCAGAGUCCGGAGAGGCUGCUGCGUAUUAAUAUCGCGCUGCCAUCUUAGUGUGUUCCCCAGAAAGGAGCUCCAAUUCCACCAGACAAAACAAGACCAAAAACUAAAGCUACAAGACCUGCACAAAACCACAUAGUUACAACAUAUAGUUACAACAGUGCAAACAAUAGCAUAAUUGAUUAAAAAAAACAGACUAUGGGCACAGUAAAAAUAGUCCAAAGAUGUUAAAAGACCAUAAGUUCAAAAGAAACCACCACACAGUUUCCACAAGUCCUCAGGGUCCCCGAUAGAUUAGUCAUCUCACGCAGGCAGCAGAAGGGAUUACCCCCGCUAUGGACUUACACGGCGCCACCCGACUCAGCCUCGUAGACACAGCACACAAUGAAAGUUCCGUCGAACCCAGCCUCGCAGACACAGCACACACUGAAAGUGACCUGAUUGCAGCAGACUCCGAGUCUGUCAAACUUCCAAGCCUCCGACCAUCCCCUCCGGCACAGCUUCUCCGAGCACCAUCCUCUGCCAAGAGUAUUAAGACGCCCCUGCCAACGCGACCCCGAGGACUGGGGAUCUGUUCUUCCCAGCAGAGACUCGGACCUCACAGCAGCAGCAACAAAGAAGGUCUUCCUGGAGAUUUCCGGAUGUUCCUCCGUGCUCCCACAUCCGUUUUUCAUCUGAUUAUGAUUGAGCAUGACACCCUGCUUCACAAAUAACAGAUAAUCAGCUCCGGAGUGGCCGCUGCAAGCUGCGUUGUGCCGCCAUCUUGGAUACAGCUGAGAAGGGAAAUGAAAACAAGAACCUCUCCUCUUCUCCAUGUGCAUGUUGAUGAAACAACUCCUGUUCAUGUUCAUGUUAAGAAGAGUCCAAAACAAGCAAAGAAAGUCCAGCAGAAACUGAAAGGAGCACUCGAAUAUGGCAACCUGAGACCAGUCAGCAAGGUAAAGACCAAGGUGCCAUGGAUUCCACCAGGCAAAACAUCAGUAAGAGAACUUGGCUACAAAUGGGAGGGUCCAACUCAUCGACUGGAUAUAACACCCAUUAACACUGAGAAAUUCAACUCAACACUUCACCUGAGUGACCUCUCCACAGAUGAUGAGGAAGCGAUACACGGGAAGAUGAAUCAAUAUGAGAAGAAAAUCAACUGUCUUAUGAAGCAAAUGGGCUCAUUAAAAAAUGAGGUUGAAUUGAGAAAGAAAAAUCAAUUGCUGGAACAGCAAGAGGAGGAGCUAAAUCUAUCCAAGCGGUUGAUUGAAGAGAAAGAGGAGGAAUUAGCUGAAAUCACCAAGGAGCUAGUUCUUACUGAGCAUAAGAAUGAGCUACUACAAAGGAACAUUGAAAUGAUGAAAGAAGAUCCAGAAAAUUCCUGCUCAGAUAAAAAGCUGUGGCGUAAAGAUGACACCCUGUUGAAAAAGCUCAUGGAAGUUGAAAUGGAUGGAGCUGCUGCAGCCAAACAGGUUGCAUCUCUGCGUAAUACCAUCAGUAAGCUGGGCACAGAGAAGCAAAUGUCAACAUCAGAAUGUAACUUGCUAUCACGGCAGAAGGAAUUGUUAAUGCAGAAAUUGGAGACCUUUGAUGCAUCAAAUCGAGCUGUUCGGGAUCUACUUAAGGAACAGCAUGCACAAGAGACUGAUGCUUUGAGGUUGUUUGAUCUAAAAGAAGCCUUACUUGAAAAACUGGCCCGGUCGGAAGCAGAAAAUGCGCACUUGUUAGUGAAGAUGCAGGAAAUUGAAAAUCAGACUGACCAGCUUCUUGCUCAGUAUCAAACAGAAAAAGACAAUGCUCGUGCAGCAGCAGAACUUUCCAAAUCUCUUGAAAGCACUAGAGCCCAUCUACAGGGACAGCUGCGCAGUAAAGAGGCAGAGAACAAUCGGCUAGCUGUUCAAAUCAGGAAUUUUGAGCGUACCAUUUCGCAACAAAAAGGUCAAUUGGACUACUUAACAGAGCAACUAAAGCAGCUUCAGCAGAAAGGGGACAGAGACAAAGAGGCCUUGAAGAAAGCCACAAAGGCUCAGAAACAGCGAGCUGAACGCAGUGAAGACGCCAUUGAGCUGCUCAAUGCCCAACUUAGCGACAAGGAAACACAGUUGGCAGAUGCGCUAUCAUCAGCUGAGAAAUGGAGAAGUUCUCACAGCAAGGUGAUAAAAGAAAAGAGUCAACUGGAGAUCGAGGUCUCAAUCUUGAACAACCGUAUUGCUGAUCUACUGGAUCAAACUCAUCACGUGGAGGACAAGGCUCGAGGAGACCUGGAAUCACUAAUGGAAAGGCUCCACAAGAUGUCUUCAGAAAGCUCCUCCGUCAAGCUGGAAAAUGAGGCAAUGAAGGCAAAUAUGAAUGCAUUGGAGGAAAAAUUCACAUUUGCUCAGACUGAAAUGCAACACCUCAAAGUCUCUAUCAAACACUAUGAAGGGCUGGUGGAUAGUUAUAAAUCUCAGGUGAUGAAAACACGGUUGGAGGCAGAUGAAUACAACAUGAAGCUGGAGAAGGCAGAGAGGGAGAACAAGUUAUUGAAAGAUGAGGUUAAUAAAGAAAUUGAACAGGUGCGUAGACAAAUGCAGAAAAAACUGAGUGAUCUGGAACCUAUUCCUGAGUUGUUGAAGUUAACUGAACAUAAACUGCAGGACUGCCAGCAGCAGCUGGUCAUGUAUGAGAAGAAAAAUGUAGAUCAGUCCUCCAUUAUAUGUGAUCUCAAGAUGGAGAUUGAGGAACUAGGUGGAAGGUCAAGAGAGAAGUGUCACAGUAUGCAAGAAGAAAAUCAUAAUUUAAAGCUGAAAUUGGAAACUUUGGAAAGGAAAUUGGAAGACGUCAAUACACAAAAUCGGGAAUUGACACUGGUAGUGGUACAAAGGGAAGAGACGAUUCACCACAAUCAGCAGCGAUUGGAGGAGAAAUCCCGGGAGUGCAGCAGCCUUGCGCGACAGUUAGAGUCCGCUAUUGAAGAUGCCAGACGCCAGGUGGACCAAACCAGGGAGAGAGCUGCAUCGAAGGAGCGGACUGCACAAAGCAAAAUACUGGACCUUGAAACUCAGCUGAGCAGAACAAAAACAGAAUUGACUCAGCUAAGGCGGAGCAAAGAUGAUGCUGAGAGGCGUUUCCAGAGCCGUUUAGAAGAUUUAAAGGAUCGCCUGGAACAGUCUGAAUGCACCAACCGCAGCAUGCAUAAUUAUGUUCAGUUCCUAAAAUCCUCGUAUGCCAAUGUGUUUGGUGAAUCUGCAUUAACAAGUUCUCCAGUUUAAAUACCAUAACCUGUGAGGAUGACUGUGAUAUCGAAAAAAAUCAUCUUGCUGAAUUGUGCUUUUCAGGGAGUACACAUAUCAAAACUAUACAAAAAGAACACUCUGUCAGAGAAAUCACCCUGACCCCAUUACUCUGUAGUCAGAUCGAUCUUAAAAGAAUUUUCCAAGGACAGUUCCUGACUUGCAUGGUGCUAGAUCUAUGAACCAAUCUGGAGCAGGCUAAGUUAUCAGUUUAUCUGUAACGAAGAUGUCAAAAAUGUUUUAGAAUCCUGUUUCCUGACUGAUAAACAGGGAUAACAGUAUGGUCUGCCUUGUAUUUGUUGAUUAAGAUCUAUUCAUUUUGAUUCACAACAUACUUGCACAGAAAAAUUGCACAUACUUCCUUUCAUUGACGAAGUGUGUUUUGUAGCAGCUCCCACAAAUAUAGUGUGCUGUAGAGGAGGACUAGAACAUUGUGAGGUGGAAUGUUUCAUAAUUCUUUGGCCUGUUCUGUAAAUGUUCCUCACUCUAACAUAAUGCUUGGGAAUCUUAUUAUCUGGAUCUCUCUGAGCUGCUCCUUUGUCAUUUAUGUUUCUCCACUCAAACCAUUGAUUGAAUGGCAUGCUAUCUGAUUGGACUAUGAUUACAUUGUCUGUCCUCUUCCACGUCACCAAAACUCAAGUUUUCCUCAGAUGUUCUUGCUUCCAUUUCUCAAUUCUUCAUUCUUUAUUGAAGCAAAUUGAGAAACAAAUGUCCUAAAACAUUCCUAAUUAUUGGAAUCUAAAAUAUUCCUGUAAUUUUUCUUUAAAAAAUGUUAAUUUCACAAAUGGGUCAUGGAGCAAUAGGACAGAAAAUAACAGCCCCCUUCGGCCCUGCUAGACCAAGCCAAACUGUUAUUCUGCUCAGUCUCAUCAACCUGCACCUGGACCAUAGCCCUUCCAUCCAUGCACUUCAUUGUUCAAAGUAAAUUUAUUAUCAAAGUACAUGUAUAGCAGCAUAUACUAUCUGUUUUCUUGUGGGCAUUCACAGUAAAUGCAAAGAAGCACAGUAGAAUCAGUGAAAGACUGCGCACAAAGAUGGACAAACAGCCAAUGUACAAAAGACAAAUUGUGCAAAUACAGACAGGAAAAAAACCCAAAAUUAUAAUAAUAAUAAAUACAUCAGCAAUAAAUACUGAGAACAUGAGUAGCAUAGUCCUUGAAAGUGAGUGCACAGGUUGCUGAAACAGUUCAGUGUUAGAUCAGUGAAGUUACCUAAAUUUCUCAUAAAUGCUACAAUUAAGUCGGUAUCCUCCACUUCCACUGGGAGCUCACUCUAAGCAGUGGCAAAGUUUUGCUGUUCUUUGAGCUAUGUUAUAUUUGACCCAUGCAGUGCCUCAGCGCCAGUAUAUUUCAUUUUGAUAAAAGCACAAAACUAAGGGCCAGACUUUUAAGUCUGCAAUUAAGCAAUUUCAAUUUUUUUUUGAUCCAUUUGACAGUGCUGAAAAAUAAUCUACAAAGUAUCAGAUCGAUUCAGCUGUGUUGGAUCAAAGCCACAGUCUCUUCCCAGCAUAUUCUCCAAUGCUCUUUCUCUAAAUUUUGGUUCUUGACUCUUAAAGGCUGGGCUUGGUAUUAUGCUCAAAUGUUAAAUGGGAUUUAGCUGAAGCUUUAUCGGAACACAAGUCUCUUGUGUGAUCCACGUGAGAACUGUACCGUUAAUAAUGGUGCAGGUUUCCCAUGCCAAAAUCAGUAACGUUCUCAAAGGCCAAUUCAGCAACAAAAGUAUCUUUCUUAUAGUUUUGCAGCACAGCUUAGGAAAUGCUGUUCCUUUUAUUAAAAGUCAUAUUGUUGAAUGUUCUAAGUCUUGUUUACACUGAGUGGAUUGUUUAUUGUGUGCAGUCAAAAUAAUUGAAGUGAAGAGUGAAUUUUUUUUCUCUAGUUAUCAGGGAAUUAAUUUUUCUAAAAAGUCAGCCAUUGUGUGACAAUUCUUCAUUCUCAGCUUAAGUAAUAUUUCCAUCUGAAUAUCAAGAUAAAUUUUAAAAGUAGAACUUCAAAGUUCUAAACUUUAAUAAGUUAUGUUAUAUAGAUAAGAUUUUUAAAAAUCCAUUAUUUCUCUCAAUUCCAAAAACACUUAAUAAGAACCAGUUAGACACUUACAUUCUUUUGAUAGAUGAUGGUCUGAAUCAAGUGUCAAAUUCUCCCUACAUAUUAUUGAGGUAUAGCUUUGCAACAGGAUUCCCCCUAGUGAUAUUUCUUUGUUUAUUGAGUAAAUUACAAAAUUAUGAAGCAAAAUAACAUCUGUUAAAAAGAGAAACUAAGACCAAUUCAUUCUAGUUACUGUCCAUGUCAUCACUAACAAUGUUUUUUUUGGUUGUAAGUCCCUUUUGUAAUAUUCCAGUUUCUCUUUAAAGAGCAUUAUUGUGGAGUGGGCUGACUGUUUUCCCUUGUCAGCCUAAUUUUACAAGUUUUUAAGUGAUUUGCCCUUUCCAUUUAUAAUUUUAUAAACCUCUGAGAUAAUUUGUUAAACCUUUAUAGCUAGCAAAGCAUAUUUUCUCAUAAAUUGCACCCAUUUACAAUGGACUGGUAUAAGACAGAAUUUUAUAAAUUCAACAUGUAAACUGACUUUUUGCCAACAAUGGACGUCGUUAUGCUCCAUUUGAUCUUUUUCCUCCUUUCAUCUCAUUUAACAACCAACAGUAAGUAUCUUGUUAAAGGCUAACAAAUAGCUAUUCUGCUCUUUGAUUUCUGACAGUACCUCAAGAGGUGGUAGAAACAGAGGCUCCACAGGCGUAAUAUUAAUUUUACAAUAUUUGUAGCAAGAACAAUUGACCCAUUUACCAAAAAAUCCCUACUAAACUUUGAGGGAUUAAACCACUUUUGGUCCCAUGUACUCUGGUGCUUCAGUUAAACAUUUUGCUAAUCCCUUUUAUAAAAUAAAAAAAUUAAAUUUUCAGUGUGAAAUAUUGCUAAAAUUUGUAAAUAACACUUUUAUACUUGAAUGUUUUUAAGUAAUUGCAAAUGUUUAUAAUCAGUAUCCUAUUUUUAUAUGAAUAUGUUAAUAAAAAUGCACAUUUGUUUAAAAGUCAAUAA